Molecule: messenger RNA, 3861 nt
Organism: Metarhizium brunneum ARSEF 3297
Lineage: Eukaryota; Fungi; Ascomycota; Sordariomycetes; Hypocreales; Clavicipitaceae
Cellular component (GO): microtubule organizing center
Source: RefSeq, a predicted model, not a curated record
AUGGCCCAGCCAGGGUUUGGCGGCGCGCUCGACACGCCUCGAACGAACGUCGGUGACGCUACAUACCUUAGUAGGCAGCCCGAUUUUGCCGAUAUCUCCCAAGAAGCCUCGUUUCACUCCCCAGGAAAGGAUGGCGACUUCUUCCAGCAGCUUCGCAACGGACGCUCGAAUGGAGUCAGUCUGCGAACUCCACGCCAAAGAGGGCCGCUGGCAGAUCGCAGAAAUCUACCCCAAAAUCUUGGAGAGGUUGAGUUUACUCCCAUGCUCAAGUUCUCCGCAAGACGGAAUGCUCGUAAAAAUGGCAAGGAGAAUGGGACUACUGCAUUGAAUGCGCCAGCACUGGAUAGGAUAGACGAAGACGACAUGACUCCCAUACCACGAAUGGACAGCUCCGUCUAUCUGGGCUCUCGAAGCCAAUCCUUUCUAGACAACACCCUUCCCCAGCUCGAAGGUAGUAGUGUUGCUUCCACCCCCUUGGCUAUGCAGCCUCGGAGAGGCGGGGAUAAGGGGCCAUUACAGGAUGGCAACCAGUUAUCGCUGCGCGAACAAGAAAACGUCAUUGAUAGGAUUGAGAAGGAAAACUUCGGCCUAAAGCUGAAAAUUCACUUCCUCGAAGAAGCAUUGCGAAAGGCCGGUCCCGGCUUCAGCGAAGCAGCCCUAAAGGAAAACACAGAGUUGAAAGUUGACAAAGUAACAAUGCAACGAGAGCUUCACCGAUAUAAGAAGCACGUCACAGCAGCCGAGCGGGACCUUGAAUCCUAUCGACAACAAAUGCAAGAGCUUCAAGAAAAAGGAAGGCGAAAGCAAAAUGACGAUGGCCAGCGCCUGGAACUCGAACAGCUGCGCAAGGCCCUGGAGGAAAGAAAGUCCGACAUUGAUGCACUGCAACAGCAAGUGGACCAGAGUCAUAAUGACGAAGACCAGCUGGAAAAACUCCGCGACAACAUUGAAGACCUAGAAGCAGACUUACGAGAAAAGGACCGCCUGAUAACGGAAAGAGACGAUGAGCUGGAUGAUCUUAGAGAUAGACUUGAUGCUGCCGAAGACAAGCAAAGGGAAGCCCAGAGGAGAAUGAGUGAGAUGGAAGGUGCAGAGAACCAGAAUGAGGAAUUGGAAGAAGCCAGAGAGACUAUUCAAGACCUUGAGCUUACUAUUCGUCGACUAGAAGAACAAGUCGAAGACUUCAAGGAGAAGGCAGAUCAGGCGAUGUCUCAAAAAGAUCGGGCCGAAAGUGAUCUCGAGGAGCUCCAAGAAGAAAUGGCUAAUAAGUCUGUGAUGACCAAGGGCCUCUCAAGGCAAGUUGAAGAGAAGGUAUCCCGCUUGCAAGAAGAGCUCGAUAAAUCUGGGAAGGAAUACGCAGACCUAGAAAAGGAGCUGGCUGGUGCAAAUGAGGAAAAUGAGCAGCUCCGAGCUGAGGUGGAUGAACUCAGAAAUGAGCAACAAGAAAUCAGGCGGGGACAGCACGACGAUUCAGCCAAAGUUCGGGGUCUCGAAGCAGAGCUACUUGCUGUUGCAGAUGAGAAGGAUCUUUUACAGGUGCGGCACGAAACACUGAAAGUCGAGUCCGAUGCCCUUCAGCGUAACGUGCAACAGCUGGAAAAGGAGGUCGAGGAGCUACAGAAAAACGUGUCAGAUGAGAGGGAGUAUGCGGUGGAGAUCGAAAAAGACUUGCGGCAACAAUAUCAGGAUGAAUUAGAACGAUUGAAUGACGCCGUUUCAGACUUGCAGGCCGAGGUUCGCGAGCGUGACAAUCUUUACGACAAUGAUAGUGAAAAAUGGGAGAACGAGAAGCAAGCUCUGGUGUCUGAGAGGGAGAGAGCCGAGGAGAAGGCUGCAGGUCUUCAAAGAACUAUCGAGCGUCUUCGCGAAGCAGAAGGAAAUUUGUCGAACAAAGAGUCCACCUUGCAGAAAGCCAUGGAAAGUGAAAUGGAACGGCAUAAAAGCGAGGAGGCCGUGAUGGCUCGUCAAAUUGACGACCUUCAGGAUGCUCUAGAAACACGACAAACAUUGCUCACCAAUUUGCGAAAUGAGCUUUCAACUGUCAGGGACGCGCUCCGACAAACCCAGAUUGACUAUCAGGGGCAAGUGAACAAGAUUGUCGCAUUAGAAAAUGAGGUGGAGGUGUUACGAUCGAAGAGCAACAAUCAGUUGACACCCGGUCGCCGCGAUGCAUUUGUACGGGAUUCACAGUAUCUCCAAGACCAGGUUACCAGACUCAAGGCGGAGCUUGGCUCUGUUCAAUCAUCGCUUGCGGAAACAAGGGCACAACGGGAUGAGCUUCAAAGACAACUGCAUCAAAAUGGCGCUCAGGAAAACGAUACCCUGCAAGUAGAUCAAGAACGUCUCGAUCUGAGGGCUGCCAAAAUGAAGCUUGUUAGCGAAGUCCGUCUCCUGAAGGACGAGAACAAAGCCCUUAGCGAAGGGCGCAAAGAAGCCGAAAAGGCUCUCGAGCACGAAAUUGUAAAAGUCGCCACGCUUGAAGACCGUCUCAAACAAGAAGUUCAACAGCUCCAGACCAAGACAAAAUCCUCGACAGCAACUCCAUUCAACGAUCAGGAAACUGUUUCUGCUCGGCGUACAAUACGAGAGUUGGAGCAGCGGGUUAAAGAUUACGAGGAUCAGCUGGUCAAAUUACAAGCAGCCGACGAUGGCGACGAUGUUGGCAAUAUAUCGAUCUUGAGAAGAGACUUGUCCGCAUCGCGUCAAAAGGAACUUGAUUUCCUGCAAAAAGAGGCGGUUCAUCGUGACACAAUUAGGGGCCUCAAUGUGCAAAUUGCGGAGCUGGAGCGGCAGCUACAUGAAAGCAAGGUUUCCCAAAUGGCGGCUUCACCGUCUAGUUCGGCAGCCAAUUCUCAGCGGACUCUGGAUGAAUUAAAAUCACAGGCUGCUGAAUCGGAGCGAAUGGCAUCUCAAGCAAUUGGGGAAUUGCAGAAGCAGAUGAGCGAUCUAGAAGAUCAAAAGCUCGUCCUCGAAGAAGUUCUUGAAGAAGCAAACCAACAAGCUGAAGAAGCGGCAGCACAAAAUGAAAAAGCCAUGCGCCGCAUAAGACACAAGCUAGACAAGGCGGAACGAGAACGAGACGCGGCCAUUGCCUCACAUUCAGAAAAUAACAAGCAGGGCAAACACCUCAAAAGGAGUCAGGCUGAGAUUGAAAAUCUAGAGCACGAUGUUAGGCAACAACAAGAGCUUAUUGAUGGCCUUGCUGCUGCUGAAGUAUCGCUCAGACGCAAAUUGGAACGAGCACGUAGCGAGCGAGCAGCGUUCCGCAUGAGCGCUGAGAAGCUGCAACGGGAUAUCCAGCUACUACAGGUUACGAACGGUCCUAUAUCAGGGCAGGAAGAUGGACGUGCUGUCGCGAAACGACAUGAUGGGACCCUGGAUGGCGACAACCACGCGUUUGAAACACUUGUUCGAGCUGCCGAGGGAGCUGAAGAGCGGCACAGGAAGGAACUCAAGGGCAUGGUAAUGCAAAUGGAAUGGAUGCAAGCUCGUUGGGAGCGAGAGGCCUCGCUCAGAUCAGACGCUGCAUAUGCCAAAAAGUUUAUCCAGCUGCAGCUUGAUGUUGCCAACGCUUGCAACAAGGCACAGCUGCGUGAACUCGAGCAUAUCCGCACCAACCUCCUGCAUAGCAAGAAGCCUCUAGCCCUACCCGCCGCCCCCAACGGCCUUGCUUUCGGCAAGGUGAAGCCGACAUCGAUUCGGCCAUUCCUCACAAUGGCUCGCUUCAUUGCCCGCAUGCGCAUCGCCUCCCGCAACUGGUCGCAACAAGAGCAGGUUCGUCUCAAGUUGGUCGCGGCUAGGGAUGACCAGCGACGCGUCAAGAGAUCUAGACUGUUUAAAGUUGUGCGAAUGGAUGCAUAA